UUUGCGUUAAUUUAUUUGCAUUUUGUCGCCUUCCACAAAUUAAUCUGAAUAUGUUUUGCUAUAUCUUUUUCUUCUAAAUCUUCUUGACUUUCACAACCCAUCUCAAGUAGACGCUUAUGAUUACUUUUCUUUACGGUUGAUCUUUUUGCAAUAGACCUUAUUGUAAGCGUGCCGUGCCAUUAUUAUAUUUGUUGAAGAAAGAAUUUAAGUUUCUGGUGCGCAGUCUUCAUUGAGGCUUUGGUUUGAUCUUACUAUUUGGUAUGCUGUUAUGAUUGUGUAACUUGACUAAAUCGUGUGAGGACUGUGAGGCCCGUUGAUCGUGGUGGAUUUGAUCGGCAGAUGCCAUGGGGUAACUCAGCAGGAAGGUCUGAACAUCUGUUGCGGCCCGCAUCUGCUGGCUCAGCUAGGACCCUUGAUGAAAAAUCUCCAUUUCUAAGUCAUAGUUCCAAUAUAGGUUGCAGUUUCGAUGAGGAUGAGCGCAAGCCUUUAGAUGGGGUUUCAGGCCCUCGCCAAACAGUUGCAGAAGGAAGCUUUCGUGCUCAAUCUAGUCGCAUGAUGGAGCAUAAGACAGAUAAUACCAUAUCUGGUUCUAGAGUUGGUAGUAGUCCUUCAAUUCCUGUAUCUCAGCUAUCAACUAGCUCCACUGGUGGCUCUUAUGCAGGGAGGGUUGUUGAAGUGCAUAAUUCAAAGUCCAGCAAUCAAUCUUUAAAUGGUAGUCGCAGUUAUGGGUCAAGUUAUCCAGUUGUAGGUGGCAAUGCUGGGAAAACAGUAGCUGGAUCACAUCCAAAUGCCUGGGGGAUAAGGAAGGAGGCUUCAAUCAUGAAAGAGCCUGUAGCUGCUGCAUGGUCAGCUCCAGAUGCCGAGACAAAGUUAGCCCAUGCCAGUGCUCUUGAGAAGGUAUCAUCUGGCCGGUGGAGCUCAAAACAACAAAUUAAUCCUCGAAAAGAUGUUGCAGUCUUAGGACUUCCCGAAACUGAGGGGAAGUUUGAGUAUAGUUCUAGCAAUGCAUAUGUUAGGAAAACCUACAAUACGUUAGAUGUGGUGACUGACUCUGACUAUCACGACGUUGGUUUGGUAAUGCGUGCUGAAAGAAGUCUAACAUUCGGAGAUGGGAUUCACGGUGGUGGAAAGGAGGUACCUCAAUCUUGUGAGAGGUCUAAAUCUGCAAUAUGUGUGGAUUCAUAUGAGAAAUACACUGCUGCUACUGCUAAUGGUUUCCAGUCAAUCCAGUCCUCUUUGAAACCUGUUGGGGCUGAGUUUCAGCUGUCUACAGAAUCAUCAGAAAGACCAAAGCUUAAAUUACUUCCUAGAUCAAAACCAUUUGAGAACGUAGAAUCACCAAGUGAUCACAAGCUGAGAUAUGAGCAGACUAGUGAUAAUCUCCAUAUGGAGGAUAAACAUAAAGUUAAAAAUCAUAGUGUUGGUGAUCGAGCUCCAGAGCAUCCAAAACUGAAUUUAAAGCCAAGAUCACAAUCUCAUGAGCAACUUGAAGGAAUCAAAGAAGUCAAAAGAGGGACUGUUUUUGGGGAAGCUCGCCACCGGGAAUUGGUUCUUAAGGCACGUGGGGUUGAAGAUGACUUAAACAACUACGAGGGUCAACCUGCGUUGAGGGUGAAGGAAGUUUCUCCGAAGGGUGAUGCCUUCAUGCAUGGAUCUUCUGCACGUUAUAGCGAAAAAUUUGAAGGUAUUUCUUCCAAUCAAAGGAUGUCUAAAUACUCCAAAAGGCGAGAAAACCAGCUGGAUGUUGAGAGAAGCGAUUCACAUAGGAGGAACAGGCAAAACGAAAUUUGGAGAAAUAAUAAGGAAGCAGAAAAGCACCGGAAUCAGCAACCGAAACAGCUACAGGACAGGGCUCCAUCCCCAGAGACUUGGCGAAAACCUAUUGAGCAUGACAAGCCAGCACCGAGUGAUGCCUCCAUACGACAUGGCAAAGCAGCGUCUGCAAUUGAGCUGGCCCAGGCCUUCUCAAAAUCAGUAUCAGAUCCAACUACUGCUGAACGACUAUCUCGCCGUAGAGGCAUCCCUGGUCGCAACCAGAUACCUUUUUCCAGACUAACUGGUCCAACACCAAGGCCUCAGAUCAAUGGUUACUGAAAUCGAAAUGAAGAGGUGGUGGGAAGAAGGUCACAUGCUUGAAGCUUUACAUUGUGCGAGGCGCUUUUUCGGUCAGCAUAAUUUGGAGAAUUCAACAAAUCUGGACGUGGUCAACAUAGUUAGAAGAAGACCUAGGACGUGAGAACCACAUUGUCCAUCACAAAUUAAAGUUGUUCAUUGAAUAAUUAUCAACUGAAAAACACCAUGGUGAACCAACUUGUGCUGAUUUUCAUUGAGCUACUUGCUAACCCAAUUGCCUAUCAUGAAGUUGAACAUGCUUGUGUUUA
Molecule: messenger RNA, 2381 nt
Organism: Salvia splendens (bonfire salvia)
Lineage: Eukaryota; Viridiplantae; Streptophyta; Magnoliopsida; Lamiales; Lamiaceae
Exons: 6
Coding region: 340-2094 (584 amino acids)
Molecular function (GO): translation initiation factor activity; mRNA binding
Source: RefSeq, a predicted model, not a curated record